This is a messenger RNA of Vidua chalybeata, 4076 nucleotides long. RefSeq names its product anoctamin 2 (gene ANO2). The record is from RefSeq and is a predicted model, not a curated record. Gene Ontology annotation, biological process: chloride transmembrane transport. Gene Ontology annotation, cellular component: plasma membrane. Lineage: Eukaryota; Metazoa; Chordata; Aves; Passeriformes; Viduidae. Gene Ontology annotation, molecular function: chloride channel activity; protein dimerization activity. The transcript has 29 exons. Bases 53 to 3037 code for a protein of 994 amino acids.
UCUGGGAGGGACACUAGAAAUCUGCCACAGGUUUUCCCUUGCUGGGGCAGAGAUGGAUCUGGAGAGUUUGCAUGGGCUGCCUAUUAUCAACAACUACGUGGAAGGGACCCAGGCAGGGGUGAGGGACAAGGCCUCCCUGAGUGGCCUGCACUUCAGGGACAGCAAGAGGAAGGUCGACUACGUCUUGGCCUACCACUACCGCAGACGCCUGGCCCAGCACGUGCCCGGUGCAGCCUCCCCGGAGCCGAGGUGCAGAUCCGCCUCCGUGGCCCUGGUUUCAAAUGGAGACACCGGGAAGGGGCGUGCUGAGCCCCAGCAGCAGCAGCAGGAUGAUGGCCAGCGUGCCCUGCAGGAGUGGCCGGGGCUGCCCGGCCUGGAGGUGGUGGAGCUCAGCCCGCUGGACACCCUGGAGGAGGAGAGGCGGCUGCAGCGGGAGGAGUACGAACACAACCUGCUGGAAGCGGGGCUGGAGAUCGAGAAAGACCCUGAGAACAAGAGCCAAGGACUGAGUUUUGUCCGUAUACACGCGCCUUGGCAAGUCCUCAGUCGAGAAGCAGAACUCCUUAAAAUAAAAAUGCCCACUAAAAAGAUGUAUGAAAUCACAGAAGAAAAGGGAAUACUCAAAACGUUAAAUGAAAUAUGGUGCAAAUUGACUGAACCUCUGCAACCCCAGGUGCCACAGCAAGAAGAUACCAAGAUGAAAACCUUGUCCUACCCAUUUUCCAGAGAGAAAAUAUAUUUGUAUAACAUCAAAGACAAAGACACCUUUUUUGACAAUGCAACCCGCAGCCGAAUAGUGAGGGAAAUUUUGAAGCGCACAUCUACAAAGGCCAGAAACAGCAUGGGCAUUGGCACAUUAAUAGCAAACAAUGUUUAUGAUGCAGCCUACCCACUUCACGAUGGUGAAUAUGAAGGCCAAAAUGAUGACAUGAAUGAAAGAAAGUUGCUGUAUCAAGAAUGGGCAAGAUAUGGAGCAUUUUACAAGUUUCAGCCUAUCGAUCUCAUAAGGAAGUAUUUUGGAGAAAAGAUAGGACUUUAUUUUGCAUGGCUGGGUUUAUACACAGAAUUCCUCAUUCCAUCUUCAGUAGUUGGGAUUAUUGUAUUUCUAUAUGGAUGUAUAACCAUUGAAAGUGACAUUCCUAGCAAAGAGAUGUGUGACCAGCGCAAUGCCUUCACCAUGUGCCCCCUGUGUGACAAGUUCUGUGAUUACUGGAACCUCAGCUCUGCCUGUGCCACUGCUCGAGCAAGUCACUUGUUUGACAACCCUGCCACGGUUUUCUUCUCCAUCUUUAUGGCUCUCUGGGCGACCAUGUUCCUUGAACAAUGGAAGCGUUUGCAGAUGAGAUUGAGUUACUUCUGGGAUCUAACUGGACUGGAAGAAGAAGAGAAGUUGGUAAAGGAGCAUCCCAGGCCAGAGUAUGAAACCAAACUGCUGCAGAAAAAGCUGAAAAAUAAGAACAUCACAACAGAAAGUACAGACAAGGAAAAAGAGAAAUAUUUUCAAGAAAAUUCAACUAACAAAACAAAACAAAGAAUUAAUACCCUGCUUGCCAUUGUAAGGGUAAAUGAAAAGGAGAAGCUGACAUGGAGUGACCGCAUGCCUGGAUAUGCAGCAAACUUUGGAUUGAUUCUAUUUAUGAUCAUGCUGGCGUUUUCAGCAGUGUUUGGUGUCAUCGUGUACCGAAUCACCACAGCAGCAGCCUUGUCCUUCAGCGGAAACGAGACAACCAGGUCCAACGUUCGAGUGACCGUGACUGCCACUGCUGUUAUCAUUAACCUCGUGGUGGUCCUCAUCCUCGAUGAAAUUUAUGGAGCUGUGGCCAAAUGGCUGACAGAAAUUGAAAUACCAAAAACAGAGAAAAUUUUUGAGGAAAGACUGAUUUUGAAGGCAUUCCUACUGAAGUUUGUGAAUUCUUAUGCAUCAAUUUUUUAUGUUGCCUUUUUUAAAGGAAGGUUUGUUGGCCGUCCUGGUCGUUAUGUGUAUGUGUUUGAAGGUUAUAGGAUGGAAGAGUGUGCUCCAGGAGGGUGUCUGAUGGAACUCUGCAUUCAGCUGAGCAUCAUCAUGCUUGGAAAGCAACUGAUUCAAAACAAUCUCUUUGAAAUUGGAAUCCCGAAGCUUAAGAAGCUCUUUAGGAAGCUGAAGGAUGAAAGAACUGAGGUAAAGGAAAUGGACACCAACCAAUCCAAGGACCCUCAGCAGUGGGAUCUCGACUACAUCUUGGAGCCUUUCACUGGGCUGACUCCGGAAUACAUGGAAAUGAUUAUCCAGUUUGGGUUUGUCACACUCUUUGUUGCCUCCUUCCCUCUGGCCCCUGUCUUUGCGCUUCUGAACAACGUCAUCGAGGUUCGUCUUGAUGCAAAAAAAUUUGUUACUGAGCUGAGGAGGCCAGACACAGUGAGAGAAAAAGAUAUAGGUAUUUGGUAUAACAUCUUGAGUGGUAUUGGAAAGCUUUCAGUGAUUAUUAAUGCUUUUGUCAUUGCUGUCACCUCCGAUUUCAUCCCACGCCUUAUGUAUCAAUAUGCAUACAGCCAGAAUGGAACCAUGCAUGGCUUCAUCAAUCACACCCUCUCAUACUUCAAUGUCAGCCAGCUCAAGGCUGGGACACAGCCAGAAAACUCCCUGUUUGCACAGGAGGUUUCAUUCUGCAGGUUCAAAGACUACAGAGAACCACCUUGGUCCCCACACCAGUACGAGUUUUCUAAGCAGUACUGGGCGGUCUUGUCUGCUCGCUUGGCUUUUGUGAUUCUAUUUCAGAACCUGGUGAUGUUCCUCAGUGUUCUGGUUGACUGGAUGAUUCCUGACAUUCCCAAGGACAUCAGUGAACAGAUCAAAAAGGAGAAGACCGUGCUUGUUGACUUCUUCCUGAAGGAAGAGCAUGAGAAGCUGAAGCUGCUCGAAAGCUUUAUGGCCCACGACAAGCGGAAACGCAGGAGCGGGAGCAAAAGCAGAAGGAGCAGGGCUGCCAGCUUCUCCCAGUGUCACCGCAGCCCCAAGGGCAGCUUCACCUCCUUCAGCUCCCAGCACACCGUGGUGUGACUCCUGAGGGAAGGGGACAGCCUGUGCUUGCCUCUGCUUACUGUGUGAUGUGAUUCUGAGCCUGGAGCAAGGGAGGGAGAGAAGGGACAGGGAGAAAAGGAGGCUCUUUGUUUCCUUAGGGUCUCCAGAUGCGAGGGGCUCUGUUACAAUUUAAAUGCCCUCUGGGCUGCAGCAUUUCCAGAUUUCAUCAGUGCGAGAUAAGGGCUAUACUGGGGCUGUAGCUGGCUCCUGUGGUGACAGUGCAUGCAAGCUGGGGAGGCAUGCAGGAAUUCUCCUGGCAGGAAUUCUCCUGGCAGCCAUCCCUCCUCCUGCAGAUGCCCAGUGAGGCAUGGGGCACUCCUGCUUUAGUCUCUAUCCUUGGGCAGGUUGGACUGACUGGAGAAGGACUGACCAUGGAGAAGUGCACACACCUCAUGGUCUCAUUGGCUGUAGCUGCCAGUGAAGGGUUUGCAAACAUGUGGAGUCUCAAGGAGUCUUUGUGCCUUCCUAACCUAUUCUGCCACAGGGUGCCACCUCUGGAGGGCAUGCAGGGCUCUGGGAGAUGUGGGAACAGAAGGAAUUUAAAUCACUGGGCACUUGCAUCUAUGGAUAUAUUGUGCUUUGCUUAGCAGGAGCUGGAAGGCAUGUGCUGGUGAGCAGGGAGGCCAUCAGAAUGGCUGAAGCUGCCAGAACCAGGGAAGCUCCUUGGCACCCAUUGUCCUGAACAAAAAGCUAAAACCAAACCUUGCAUGUUUGAUUCUCCUCUCACUUAGUCUUGGAAUUCAGCCAGUGUCAAGAAGAAUCAUGCCACUGAACCACCAGUGCAAAGCUGAGGAGUGAGAAUGGAAUCAAGCCCUGGAAAUCAUGUGGCAUCUCCAUGUACACAGCAUGUAAAGUAACAAAAAUUGCUGCUGUUGUGAUUUACUGUAAAGUAAAAUAUUUUGCAGAACUGCAUUUCACUGGAAGAUAUACAUAUUCACUAACCAAGCUUUCACCUACAAGCAUUUAAGGAAUAACUUUACUCUGUCAUGAAUGAAAAUUAAACUUUCUUAAAAAAUCA